GUCAUGGAGAGGUCGGGGAGUACGGGGCUGGCGGUCCGUAGGUCCCGGCACAAUGUGGUUAGCUCUGCGGCAGGACCCGGACAUGGGAACCGGCGGGAAGAUAACGGGGGCAAUGAUCGCAAGUCUCGGAGCCGAAGCUUGGUGUUCGGAGCCGGAGUCCCGGCUGUACUGCUGCUCUAUGUGCUGGGGGUGAGAGCUCUGGUGCACUUCUCACUGCAGCAGCUGGUGACACCUGGUACCCGCAGCACCGACUUCAAUGCCAGCUCUGCCAGGAUUUACUUGGAGCAUAUUACCGCUAUAGACUCCAGGACAGUAGGGAGCCCUGCAAAUGAAAUCCUUACCGUGAACUACUUAUUGGACAGCAUCAACGAGAUUGAAAAGAAGAGCAGCAAGGCCCACAAAAUCACAGUUGAUAUCCAGCGGCCUACUGGAACAUUCAGCAUAGACUUCCUUGGAGGUUUUACCAGCUACUAUGAUAAUAUAACUAACAUUGCUGUGAAAUUGGAGCCAACUCUGGGGGCACAACAUGCGGUUCUAGCAAAUUGCCACUUUGACUCUGUAGCCAACACCCCAGGUGCCAGUGAUGAUGCCGUUAGCUGUGCCGUUAUGCUUGAAAUCUUGAGUUCCUUGUCGAGCGCAUCUGUUCCUCUGAAGCAUGCAAUCAUAUUCCUUUUCAAUGGGGCAGAAGAGAACAUUUUGCAGGGCAGUCAUGGGUUCAUCACACAGCACCAAUGGGCCAAGCUGGUUCGUGCUUUUAUCAACCUGGAGGCUGCAGGAGUAGGAGGGAAAGAGCUGGUAUUUCAGACUGGUCCUGAAAAUCCAUGGCUCGUACAAGCCUAUUCUGAAGCUGCUAUUCACCCAUUUGCAUCGGUGGUGGCCCAAGAAGUUUUCCAAAGCGGCAUCAUUCCUGCAGACACCGAUUUCCGUAUUUACAGGGAUUUUGGCAAUAUACCAGGCAUUGACCUGGCUUUCAUUGAAAAUGGCUACAUAUACCACACAAAGUAUGACACCGCAGACCGGAUUCAUACAGACUCUAUCCAGAGGGCAGGUGACAAUAUACUGGGUGUUCUCCGGUAUUUGGCGACCUCUCCCCUGCUCGCUGACUCCUCAGAGUUUCGCCAUGGCAAUUUGAUCUUCUUUGAUGUCUGUGGCAUGUUUGUGGCAUCUUAUCCAGCACGCAUUGGAACUAUUAUAAACUAUGUUAUAGCUGUUGUCACUCUAUUUUACCUGAGCAAAAAGACUAUUAAAUAUAGAAGAGGAGGUAUAAACUAUGCCCGAGACCUCAUGAUUGGCCUGUUCAUCAGUGUAACCAGUUGGAUCUCUGCUCUCGUAACGGUCCUCAUUCUAGCGGUGCUAGUUUCUCUCACUGGCAACGCCUUGUCCUGGUAUACACACUUUUAUGUUGCUGCGAGUUUGUAUGGAGCUGCUGCUGUGGCCAAGCUGAUACUGAUACACACAAUGGCCAAAACCUUCUACUUUGCUAAUACAAGUAGACAGUAUUUGGGAGACCUGUUCUUCGACGUUUCCUUACUGUCAUGCGGCAUUCCAAUGAUGCUUCUUACUCAGAAGGGCCUGUGCUCCGCGUACUUCUUCGCCAUGUGGAUGAUUUUUCCAUUAGUCACAAAAGUGAUUGCUGAACAAGAAUCUGUCCAUCGAGGUUCUUCUUAUAGAUACAUAGCAGUCUAUCUGCUGGGAAUGUUUUAUCCUUAUUUGCACACAACCUAUCAUGUAUGGGCUGUUUUUGAGAUGUUCACACCUAUAUUUGGCCGCAGUGGUACAGAAAUUCCACCAGACGUUGUGAUGGCUUCCUUCUUUGUCAUUUGCACUAUCAUUUCAAUGACUUGUUUUGUCAAGUUCAUUUAUCUUGUCAAGAGCACCAAAACAACAAUACUGUUGUUGGCUGUUGUGUCUGCUGUGACCUUUAUCCUUGUGUGUUUUGGGGUGUUCUUCCCCUACAGUGCCAGUAUGGACAGCCCCAAGCCAAAGAGAAUCUUCCUACAGCACACAACCCGAUUGUUCCACAAUUUGAAUGGAGAUGUGAUAAAGCGAGAUUCUGGGAUAUGGGUAAAUGCCUUUGAUUACAAUGGAAUAACACACCUCACGCCUCAUGUACCGGAAUUAAAUGAUACAGCAAGGGCUCAAUGUGAUGUCGGUCCAUUCUGUGGGUUCCCUUGGUAUUUCCCUGUGCAUCAGUUACUCAGAAAAAAUUGGUACAUUCCUGCUUCUCCUCCUCCAGUCAAAAAGGACAUGGACUUUAAACUGGAAUCCAAAGAAGAAAUGCCCUGGGGUACUAUACGCCUGAACUUUGAAGUUAAAGGGCCCAGUCAUAUAACCGUGUACAUCCGUCCAUAUGAAACGUGUGUGCUGUCCAGCUGGUCCUUGGGUGAUGGGAUACCACUAUCUGGCAGUGGGGGGGACUAUUUUAUAUAUUAUUCCCAUGGCUUGCAUGCUCCUGCAUGGAAAUUCUGGAUUGAAGUUAAGGGCUCAGACGGACACCUUGAUGGAAUAGUCACAGUUGCAGCCGCUUCACAUUACUUCUUUGGGGAGAAUCAACACUCUCCUGAGCUUGACUCUUUACUGCAGAGGUUCCCAACCUGGAGCUUUCCAUCCGGCUGGGUCAGUUCAUAUAAGCAGUAUGUGUAUUGAUGUCUUUCUAUGCAAGCAUCACCAUAGUGCUCUAUGUGCAUGCACCAUAACAACGUUAAGGGGAAAGGAAUAUGAGGAACGCAUUUGUAUUAACUCUAUGACUGCAAUGACACAUGGACCACUGCAGUUAUUCGCUCUGAUACUUGGGGAAUUGGUUGAUUUCAUAAUGAUGAAAGCUGCACUGAAUCUUCUCAAUGGACGUGGAAAUACAUUGAACUGAAUAUAUCCUGUGUAUCUUGAACUAGUCUCAUGCAAAGAACAUUAUAUAUGGACUUUUUAAUAUUUUUCACACUGGGUCAUCCUUGUUUACAUUGUGGUCUAAACUAAUGCUACCUGUAUGUCUGUAUUAUAACCCUCAUCAUCUGGAUCAGCUAGUCCUAAUAUGCAAUGUCUGACAGGCUGCAUUGUCACAUGUGCUCAAAUACAUGGAAAGCAGGAGUUUGCUUAUGUCAAGAGUCAUCUCUCUUCACACAACCAUGUGUCUUUUUCUGUAUUUUGUGGUCCACAAAAAAUGGAUCCACAAAAAAUACAGAUGACGUCAGUGUUCAUUACAUAUUUUGUGGAACAGCUGGCCCCUAAUAGAACAGUACUAUCCUUGUCCGUUACACGGACAAUAAUGUGACAAGUUCUCUCUUUUAGCGGAACAGAUAUACAGAAACGGAAUGCACACUGAGUACAUUCCGUUGUUUUUUUUUUUUUUUGUGGAACCAUUGAAAUAAUUGGUUCCGCAUACGGACACCGCAAAAACGGGACGGAAACAAAAUACUGUUGUGUGCAAGAGGCCUUAGAGACAGUACCCCAAAACUGCUUCAUAUCUUGUACUAAGGUGUUCCUUGAUAGUAAUUACAUUGCAGAUGUAUUUAAAAAAAAAAAAAAGCCUGUUAGCUCUCCUAACCUAUUCAGAUAUAUUUUCUUAAAACACUGCAUUGUGCCGUUACUCAGUUUUUCCUUCUGGUAUUUACAACUAGGAGCUACUAUUAUUAGUGUCUCUACGGACUAACAAUGUUCAGUCAAUGCUGACCGUGUCCUAGACAGAGACAGUUAUACCAAGGGUUAGUAACAUUAACAGAAGAAAAGCACAACGCAGAGCUAUAAGAAAAGAUGCCCCUGACAUGUCUGUUUUAGUAAAUACCAUGUGCCUCGUAAGAAAACCAUUGCAGAUGAAAAGAGCUAACGGUCAACCAGGUGACUGCAUUUCUGUGCUCGAAACAUGACAGAAGGAAUUGGAACUUGUCUGCCACCUACUGGAACUAGUUUUUGUAUAAGGUCAAAUAUCUUUUACUAUAGAUUUAUAAACUGCAGAUAGAUCGGGUUUUGGAUUUUAUGAUCCAGUUUUCAAAAAAAUGUUUGCAUAUCAGAUCGAAGACCCAUUUAUGUCAGUUGGGCUGCAAAAGCACGUCUGCUGUCCGCAUUAGUUUGUCUGUUUCUCUAGCUCGUUAUAAAAAAUAAAAAAAAAUAGAACAUAUACCAUUCUUGUCUGAUACAGGAGAUAAAAAAAAAAAAAAAAAUGAUUUGUAUGCUCACAGCUGG
Messenger RNA from Bufo gargarizans (Asiatic toad), 4176 nucleotides. It is a transcript of the gene ERMP1, whose product is annotated as endoplasmic reticulum metallopeptidase 1. The transcript is spliced from 15 exons. Lineage: Eukaryota; Metazoa; Chordata; Amphibia; Anura; Bufonidae. The record is from RefSeq and is a predicted model, not a curated record. Gene Ontology annotation, molecular function: metalloexopeptidase activity. Gene Ontology annotation, biological process: proteolysis. The coding region runs from base 4 to 2646 and encodes 880 amino acids.